This is a messenger RNA of Mobula hypostoma (lesser devil ray), 919 nucleotides long. Its product is annotated as serotonin N-acetyltransferase-like. Gene Ontology annotation, biological process: response to light stimulus; circadian rhythm. The record is from RefSeq and is a predicted model, not a curated record. Gene Ontology annotation, cellular component: cytoplasm. The transcript has 3 exons. The coding region runs from base 99 to 905 and encodes 268 amino acids. NCBI's taxonomy places the organism in Eukaryota, Metazoa, Chordata, Chondrichthyes, Myliobatiformes, Myliobatidae. Gene Ontology annotation, molecular function: aralkylamine N-acetyltransferase activity.
AAGGAGCACUAUAUAAAUUUAUCACAGCAAGGUGCCAUAAACACAGUGUGGAAACUUUAAUCGCUUCUGUCAUCCAGGCAAUCGGCAGCUCUCACUGAAUGUUUAAGCUGAUUAUGAAUUGCUUGUGUACGGGAAUCAGUCCUUGUCUGUAUGAGGACGUGUGCCGCAGCGAGCAGACAGACAGUUCAGAGAGCGCGGAGACCACAGAGACCUCUGCCAGCCAGCGUCUUGAAUACCAGCCGGGCAGCGAGCUCCGGACAAGCCACCUGGUCCUGAAGAUGGAUGUGGCCCCGCCCAGCACCUCUCCUUUCCUCAAGCCUUUCGCUUUAAGAUACUCGGAGGCUUCGAGCCCCCGGGGUCGGAGGAGACACACGCUGCCAGCCAGCGAGUUCCGCAACCUGAGCCUGAACGAUGCGCUCAGCGUGUUCGAAAUCGAGAGGGAAGCUUUCAUCUCUGUCUCUGGAGAGUGCCCUUUACACAUGGACGAAGUGAGACACUUCCUAGAACUGUGCCCCGAGUUAUCCCUGGGCUGGUUUGAAGAAGGGAGACUCGUAGCCUUUGUUAUUGGCUCUGGCUGGGACAAAGACAAACUGUCGCAGGAUGCUAUGACUAUCCACGUUCCAGGAGGUUCCACUGUCCACAUCCAUGUCCUGGCUGUUCACCACAGAUGCCGUCAGCAAGGGAAAGGUUCGAUCAUCUUAUGGAGAUACUUGCAAUACCUACGCUGUCUUCCUACAGUCAAAAGAGCUGUACUCAUGUGUGAAGACUUCCUGAUUACUUUCUACCAAAAAGCAGGCUUUAAAGAGAUUGGACCUUCUGGUAUUGUAGUAGGUUCCCUCACAUUUACAGAAAUGGAAUAUGUUCUUGGCAGUGGUGCCUACUUGCGGAGAAACAGUGGCUUCUGAGUCAUGUUAAGUUG